AUGCAAAUCAUCCCAUGCUCCCCGAGUCGCUGUGAACACGGAGGGAGAUGCUCGCAGUCGUGGAGCACGUUUCACUGCAACUGUUCUGCCACGGGCUACAGCGGAGCGACCUGCCACAGCUCCAUUUAUGAAGCAUCGUGUGAGGCGUACAAACACAAAGGAAACACGUCUGGCUUUUACUACAUCGACGUGGAUGGAAGCGGCCCCAUCAAACCUCAGCUAAUCUACUGCAACAUGUCAGAUAAAGCAUGGAUGGUGAUCCAACAUAAUAACACGGAGCUCACCAAAUUAAAAGCGUCCUCUGGGAUAGAUCAGCAUUUAGCCCACUUUAACUAUUCUGCCGACGCAGAGCAGAUCCAGGCAAUAAUUACCCAGGCGGAGUACUGCGAGCAGGAGCUCUCCUACCACUGCAAAAAGUCACGGCUCUUGAACACACCAGACGGCGCUCCAUUCAGCUGGUGGGUGGGCCAGUCGGGUGAGGCGCACAUGUACUGGGGCGGCGCGGUGCCAGGCAGUCAGCAGUGCGCCUGUGGCCUGCAGGAGAACUGUGUGCAUCCCGAACACUUCUGCAACUGUGACGCCGACAGCAAAGAGUGGUCGAAUGACUCCGGGCUGCUGUCCCAUAAAGAGCAUUUGCCGGUGCGAGCGCUGGCUGUGGGUGACAUCAACAGAUCUGGUUCAGAAGCGGCCUACAGAGUGGGACCCCUGCAGUGUUACGGUGACAAUAACUUCUGGAACGCUGCCUACUUCAACAAGGAGACGUCGUACCUGCACUUUCCCACAUUCCACGGGGAGCUGAGCGCCGAUAUCUCCUUCCUGUUUAAGACCAGCUCUUCAUCGGGAGUGUUUCUGGAGAACCUGGGGAUCAAAGACUUCAUCCGGAUCGAACUGAGCUCUCCGACUCGAGUGCUCUUCUCGUUCGACGUGGGGAACGGUCCUCUGGAGGUGAAGGUGGAGACGCCGGCGGCUCUGAACGACGAGCGCUGGCAUCACGUGAGAGCCGAGAGGAACGUGAAGGAGGCCUCGCUGUAUGUGGACCAUCAUCCCGGCGUCGUUCAGAAAGCCCCCGCUGACGGACACAUUCAUCUGCAGCUCAACAGCCAGCUGUUUCCUGUUGAGAAAUCCAAUGCUCUUUGUUCUAAAGGACAUUUGGACAUCAAGUACAAACUGCAGCACAACAGAGACGCGGAGGUUUUCCGAGCCAGCGGCAGGAAUCUGGCCAACGGGCAGCUGCACCGCGUGAGCGUCCAGAGACUGACAGAGACGCUCAGUAUUCAGGUCGAUCAGCAUGCAAAGGAAUAUUUCAAUCUAACAUCGGACACUGAAUUCAAUGCCAUCAAAUCAAUUGUCUUGGGAAAAGUGAUCGAGUCAGGUGAAGUGGAUCCAGAGAUUGCCCGUCUGAAUGCUCUGGGCUUCACCGGCUGUUUGUCUGUGGUCCAGUUUAACUCCAUCUCUCCGCUGAAGGCGGCUCUGCUGUAUCCAGAUACCAGUCCUGUCAUAGUCACUGGACCGCUGAGCGAAUCCAGCUGUGGCUCGUCUUUACCGACAAACCCAUACGCCGCUGAGACCACUCAUUCUCUCACAGAUCAUGUGGGUACAGUAGGUACGGGUGAGCCCAUAGUCAAUGCUAUCAACAGCGACUCGGCUUUGAUCGGAGGUGUCAUUGCCGUCGUGAUAUUUGUGAGUCUGGCCGCGCUGGCUGUGAUGGCACGAUUCCUGUACCGGCGGAAAGAAACGUUUCAGCCCCAAGAGCCCAAAGCAGGCAAAAACGACGACAGUCCCGAAAUGCCCUUUAACACGGAUCCGAACUCACAGAGCAUUAUCAGUGAUAACCAAAAAGAGUAUUUCAUAUGACGCUCUUUCACCUCGUAUCGGACUAAUCCAGUUAAACCGACGGACUGAAAUGCCUUGUCGAGUCUAGGGACAUUAACAUUCACGGUGCAUUAUGGGAAACCGACCGAGAGA
This is a messenger RNA of Sinocyclocheilus grahami, 1965 nucleotides long. RefSeq names its product contactin-associated protein-like 4. The transcript is spliced from 13 exons. Lineage: Eukaryota; Metazoa; Chordata; Actinopteri; Cypriniformes; Cyprinidae. The record is from RefSeq and is a predicted model, not a curated record. Bases 1 to 1854 code for a protein of 617 amino acids.